CUUCCUCCUGCGCAGCUCGGAGUUUUGAGCGCGCCGCCAUGUUCGCCCUCAAGCGCAACGCGGUUAUCAGCUUCAACCUCUACUGCGGCGGCGGCGGCGGCCCCGGCGGCCCAGCUUUGGCUCCCGCUUCGCCUGGAGGAGACCCCGUCCCGCCUCCCUCCACCACCACUACCACCACCCUGGGCGCCGCCACCGCUGAGGUACCGGCCGCCCCCAUUAGCUCCGCGGGGGUGCGCGCUGCCGGCGCCCGCCGCGACCCCCCCCGCUCGCUGAUUGGCCGCUGCGCGGGGUCCUCAACGCUGCUUGGCUGCUCAGCCGCGUCCUCGGGCCUGAUUGGCUGCUCGGCAGCGUCCUCGGGCCUGAUUGGCCGCAGCGAGGGGUCCUCGGGCCUGAUUGGCUGCUUGGCAGCGGCCGGGACCCCCGAGGAUGAACUCGAUGGGUGUGAAUCCGACCCCGAGCGAGGCCCGGCGGGGGAGUCGUUGCCCGGGACCCCUCCCGGCCCGCCCGACAGGCUCCGUCAGGACACUUUGGAGCUCAUCAACCGGUACCUCCGAGAGGCGGCGGGGCAAAGCGAGCCGGGGCUCAAGAAAAAGCUUUUCCCGGCGUUGCUGGGCGGGCCGGCCUGGCCCGGUGGUGGAUCGGGGGAUGCGGUGAUGGAGAAGGCGCUGGAGACGCUGCGAAGAGUGGGAGACGGCGUCAUGCAGAAACACGAGCUUGCCUUCCAGGGAAUGCUUCGGAAGCUGGAAAUCCAGAAAGAGGAAGAUCUGCAAUCGGUGUGUGAAUUGUCUGCCCACAUGUUCAGUGAUGGAGUAACAAACUGGGGUAGAGUCGUGACACUCAUCUCGUUCGGUGCCUUUGUUGCAAAACACCUGAAAAGCAUAAACCAAGAGAAAUGCAUCAGCUCACUGGCAGGGAUCAUCACAGAUGCGCUCGUCUCAUCUAAGCGCGAGUGGAUCAUGAGCCAAGGAGGCUGGGAGGGCUUUGUCGACUUCUUUCGAGUCGAAGACCUUGAAGGCAGCAUCAGGAACAUUCUGAUGGCAUUUGCAGGUGUGGCCGGACUGGGAGCGAGCUUGGCCUACAUGAUCCGCCCAUGAGUUUUAUCUCCUUUGUUUCUGACGAUUCCUGUCCCACCGGCGCCGGCCGUGCGAGUGAGCGGCCCCAUGGUUCCUUGUUGCCGGCUUCAGGCUAAACCAUGGCAGCAUUUACCCUGAAGGUAAGAAAUUCCUGUCUUUAAGCCCCCUCUCUUCCCGAGGUCUCACCUGGUGGGAGCUGCAGGGCAGGGAGGAUGAGGGGGUCGCUAUGAUUCGGUGCCGCCAGAGCCAGUGCAGGAGACGCGGCCCCUGUCCAUCACCAGGAGAAGUCCCACAUGGACACAACCCCAGCCUGGGUCGAGCGCUCUCCCCACACCCAGCUUGGGGCCUUGGGGGGUGCCAUCCUUGUCCCUUCCCUCCUGCAUCUUGAGAGGUGAUUCAGCCCCAGAAGGUCCAUUCUGCAAGAUGUGCCCUCUCUCCCUCUGCCAUAUCCAUCUAUCUCCAUCUGUCCCCCUGUCUGUCUUUUCCCCCAUGUCCAUCUCUCUGUUCUGUCCACCUCUCCUCCAUGUCCAUCUCUGUCUCCCCAUCCUGUCCCCCUCUGUCCCCAAAUGCUUUCUACUGAAAUGUACCCCCUCAAGAGACUUUCAGGAUCCCCAGGAGCCCUGUAGGGACCCCGAGGAGCCUUUCAGGAUCCCCAGGAGCCCUGUAGAGACCCCGAGGAGCUUUUCAGGACCCCCAGGAGCUUUGUAGAGACCCCCGGGAGCCUAUCAGGAUCUCCAGGAGCCCUCUAGAGAUUCCCAGGAUCCCUUCGGUAUACCUAGGAGCCCUGUAGAGACCCUCAGGAGCCUUGUAGAGACCCCCCAGAGCCCUGUAGGGACCCCGAGGAGCCUUUCAGGAUCCCCAGGAGCCCUGUAGAGACACCGAGGAGCCUUUCAGGAUCCCCAGGAGCUUUUCAGGAUCCCCAGGAGCCCUGUAGAGACGCCCAGGAGCCCUGUAGAGAACACCAGAAACCUUUCAGGAUCCCUAGGAAGCCUGUAGAGACUCCCAGGAGCCUUUCAGGAAACUCAGAAUUCUUUCAGGAUCCACAGGAGCCCUGUACAGACUGCCUGGACCCUGUAGAUACACCCAGGAGCCCUGUAGAGACCCCGAGGAGCCUUUCAGAAUCUCCAGGAGCUCUGUAGAGACCCCCAGGAUCCUUCCAGUAUCCCCAGGAGCCCUGUACAGACCCCCAGGAGCCUUUCAGGAUCCCCAGGAGCCCUGUAGACACCCCCAAGGAGCCUUCCAGGAUCCACAGUAGUUCUGUAGAGACCCCCAGGAGCAUUUCAGGAUCCACAGGAGCUCUGUAGAGACCCCCAGGAGCCUUCCAGGAUCCACAGGAACCCUGUAGAGACCCCCAGGAUCCGUCCAGUAUCCCCAGGAGCCCUGUACAGACCCCCAGGAGCCUUUCAGGAUCCCCAGGAGCCCUGUAAACACCCCCAAGGAGCCUUUCAGAAUCACCAGGAGGCCUGGGGAGACCCCAAGCAGACUUUCCGGAUCCCCAAGAGCCCUGUAGAGAACCCCAGGAGCAUUUCAGGAUACCCAAGAGCCUUUCAGGAUCCUCAAGAACCCUGUAGAGACCUCCAGGACCCUUUCCGGAUCCCCAGGAGCCCUGUAGAGACCCCUAAGGGCCUUUCAGGGUCUCCAGGAACCCUGUAAAGACCCCCAUGUGCCUUUCAGGAUACCCAGGAGCCCUGUAGAGACCCCCUAGAGCUAUGCAGGGUCCCCAGGAGCCCUGUGGAGACUGCCAGACGCCUUUCAGGAUCCCCUGUAGCCCUGUAGAGACACCCAGGAGCCUUUCAUGACCCUCAGGAGACCUGUAGAAUCAUAGAAUCACCAGGUUGGAAAGGGCCCACCGGAUCGUCGAGUCCAACCAUUCCUAACACUCCCUAAACCAUGUCCCUAAGCACUUCAUCCACCCGUUCCUUAAACACCUCCAGGGAAGGUGACUCGACCACCUCCCUGGGCAGCCUGUUCCAGUACCUGAUGACUCUUUCCGUGAAAACUUUUUUUCCGCUAGCCAGCCUGACCCUCCCCUGGCGGAGCUUCAGGCCAUUCCCCCUUGUCCUUUCCUCUGUCCCUUGGGAGAAGAGGCCAGCUCCCUCCUCUCCACAACCUCCUUUCAGGUAGUUGUAGAAAGUAAUAAGGUUUCCCCUCAGCCUUCUCUUCUCCAGGCUAAACAACCCCAGGUCCCUCGGCUGCUCCUCGUCAGACUUGUUCUCCAGCCCCUCACCAGCUUCGUUGCUCUUCUCUGGACACACUCCAGAGCCUCAACAUCCUUCUUGUGGUGAGGGGCCCAGAACUGAACACAGUACUCAAGGUGUGGUCUCACCAGUGCCGAGUACAGAGGGAGAAUAACCUCCCUGGACCUGCUGGUCACACCGUUUCUGAUCCAAGCCAAGAUGCCGUUGGCCUUCUUGGCCACCUGGGCACACUGCUGGCUCACAUUCAGUCGCUGUCAACCAACACCCCCAGGUCCUUCUCCUCCAUGCAGCUCUCCAGCCACUCUUCCCCCAGUCUGUAGCACUGCAUAGGGUUGUGCCCCAAGUGCAGGACCCGGCAUUUGGCCUUGUUGAACCUCAUGCCAUUGGUCUCAGCCCAUCUUUCCAGCCUGUUCCGAUCACUUUGGAGCCUCCCUACCCUCCAGCAGAUCCACACUUCCACCCAGCUUAGUGUCAUCUGCAAACUUGCUGAGGGUGCACUCAAUGCCUUCAUCCAGGUCAUUGAUAAAGACAUUGAACUGGGCUGGACCCAGUACCGAGCCCUGAGGAACCCCACUUGUGACUGGCCUGCAGCUGGAGUUAACUCCAUUGACAACCACUCUCUUGGCCAUCCAUCCAGCUUUCAACCCAGGAGAGUGUGCGCCUGUCCAGGCCAGAGGCUGACAGUUUCUGAAGCAGAAUGCUGUGAGAAACUGCAUCAAAGGCUUUACUGAAGUCCAAGAAGACUCCAUCCACAGCCUUUCUUUCCCUCAUCCAGUAGUCGAGUCACUUUAUUUCUAGGAGAGAUUUUCUCCUCCUAGCUUGCACGCUGCAUCAUCUAACAAGCAGCUGCUUAUAGUGUAAAAAGACACAUAUUCAUUAACAUGCGCUAGGCUAUUACACUGAGUUCACUAAAAGGGUGUGACUAUUACAAUUUCCAUUAUUCCAUUGUCCUAAAUCCGCUCUUGGCCUUAGCUGAGUUGGCUGUGUUUCAAACCACAGAACCAGUUCACUUUGGACAGUCUCCUUUCUCCCUGAAGCACAGCUACACAUCCUCUGCCCGAGCCCCGAGUGCUCCUGAGAACCUGUCCUUGUUGUGAAAAAAAAUGCCUUCAAUUCUUACUGAAUACCUGUGUUGGUUAACCCUUUCAUUCCUUGUUUUAGGCUGCAAUACUGCUUUACAGUCACACGGUGGCAGCAGAGAGCCGAGUUAAUCGACAUUGGCUGCAGUAACACUUUUCGGUCACGCGGUGGCAGGAGAGAGAAUGAGAAGAAUCUGCUUUUGGCCACAAAUAAGAGCGCUUUCCUCCUUUGCUCAUUUUUCCUUCUCUGUCCUUCCAAUUCCUCUCAUCCUGGGCUGUGCCCCAUCCAAAUAGAGAUGAGAAGAGAAUCUCCCACUAAUUAGUGUCAAAAGUUUUCACUUGUGCCCCUGAACGGAAACUACAAGGGAAGUCAUAGAAUCAUUGAAUCAUAGAAUCACCUGGUUGGAAAGGACCCACUGGAUCAUCAAGUCAGGACUUGCAAGACUGUAAGCAGCAUCGCUAUACUAAGUUUUAUAAACAACCGGCGAGAAUACCAUUUAUUUUAGUGUUUAUUCCGUUAUUUGUACAUGAUUAACAGUUAUUUAAACCAAAUAGUAUCUCGCCAAAUAUAAAUGCGUUACACUAAGAUGUUCUCAAUCACAUUGGUGUGAAAGUUUGGCACAGAAAAGCAGCCCAGGCGCCCUCUUAGUCUUAAAAUACAUUAUUUCUAUCAAUGUUUACUGAAGGGUGCAGCAAGAGGAACAAUCCUUUCUGACCAUACCAUUCAAAAUGCUUCUACAGACAGUGCUGCAGUGAACACGUGUGCUCUGGGCUUGUUUUAGGGGUCGCAGGGCUUGUGGUGGGGUUUCUGGGCCCACUUUGGGGGUCUCUGUACCUGCUUUUUGUGUCUCUGUUACCAUUUUGGGGACCACUGUGCUUAUUUUAGGGUGUCUUCGCUCAUUUGGGGGGGCUCUGGUCCUAUUUUUGGGGUCCGGAGGCUACUUUUGGGGGGGCCUCUGUGCCCAUUUUUUGAGUCUGUGCCCAGCUGGGGGACUUGUUUUUUUUGGUCUCUGAGGCCAUUUGGGGGGCCUUAGGCUUGGGGUUUGGGUCUCUGGGCUUGGUUUCGGCAUCUCUGUGCCCAUUGUUGUUGUCUCUGGGCUUGUUUUGUGGGGGAACAAUAGUGAUGAAGGAUAAGGGGCUUAACGGUGCCUUUGCUUCAGUCUUUAAUCGUAAGGUGAGGUGUUCCCUGGAUAUUCCACCUCAUGAGUCAACAUGGGUUCACGAAAGGCAGGUUUUGCCAAACUAACCUGAUCGCCUUCUGCGACAGAGUGACUCGACUACUGAAUGAGGGAAAGGCUGUGGAUGGAGUCUUCUAGGACUCAUCAAAUACUCUCUGAACCACUCUAGAGUGGCCUGGAAGCCCUUUACUGUCUUCUAGAAGCCAUCUAAGCCCCCUGGGACCCCUUAAAGGCCUUCUGGGACCUCUCUAAGACCUCUAGGACCCCUCUAGAGGCCUUUGGGACUCAAUUAAGGCCUUCCAGGACCCCUCUAGAGUAGCCUGGGACCCAUUUACUGCCUUCUAGGUCCAUCUAGGAUUCUAUGGACCCCUCCAGAGCCCCCUGGGAUCCCUUUAAGGCCUUCUAGGACCCCUCUAAGACCCCUAGGACCUCUCUAGAGCCCCCUGAGACUCUAUUAAGGCAUUCCAGGACCCCUCUACGAACCCCA
Molecule: messenger RNA, 6015 nt
Organism: Cuculus canorus (common cuckoo)
Lineage: Eukaryota; Metazoa; Chordata; Aves; Cuculiformes; Cuculidae
Gene: MCL1
Product: MCL1 apoptosis regulator, BCL2 family member
Exons: 4
Coding region: 39-1094 (351 amino acids)
Biological process (GO): mitochondrial fusion; release of cytochrome c from mitochondria; positive regulation of apoptotic process
Cellular component (GO): mitochondrial outer membrane
Molecular function (GO): channel activity; protein homodimerization activity; protein heterodimerization activity
Source: RefSeq, a predicted model, not a curated record